Messenger RNA from Adineta steineri, 399 nucleotides. The record is from the annotation of a GenBank genome assembly. Lineage: Eukaryota; Metazoa; Rotifera; Eurotatoria; Adinetida; Adinetidae.
AUGCUCGAAAAAAAUGCUCUCAUGGUGACUAUGCUAGGUUCGCUUGCACUUAGAAGAUUCACUGUGAUUAUGACUUUUGAUGAGAGAAAUUUAGUAAACAAACAACGAUUAGAAGAUCGACGUUUAGCAAAUAAAGAACGUAAUCAAAAUUCGAAUAUUUCUCAUGGUCCUAUUUUUCAUAGUUCAUUUCAACAAACUCAAGUGCACAAUAUUAUAGUAGAUCAAUGUGGAUUUAUUUCUGUUCAUAUAUAUAAAACUAAGUUAAGUAAUUCUCGUAUUUUUGAUGGUCAUUUAUCACCGAGUAAUUUAUUAAAUACUGAUGCUAUUGAAAAUACCCUAUUGCCUAAUGGUACAAAUGCUCAUGAUAUUCCUUUAAUUCGAAAUGGAAAUGCUGAUUAA